AUGGGCAGAUGGAGUGUGUUAGGUAAUCCAGACCACGAAAAGGCGGGGGGGCGGCUGCCUCUUGUCACCGAUGAUUAUAUGCGUGAUGGGCAGACGCGGGAGCUGCGGAUGAAACCCCCCGUCGCCGACGAGGACGGGGCGGAGGAAGUUUUGGCAGCGGACGAAAAGGCCGCCACUGAGGCCACCAACGAGCUGGACGUUGAAGAGGAGUAUCCGGAUGGGGGGUACCGUGCGUGGCUGACGGUGCUGGGCUCUUUCGUGGGUAUAUUCCCGAUAUGGGGGACGGCGAAUGCCCUGGGCGCGUAUGAGGGUUACAUCUCGAACCACCAACUGGCGUCUUCGGGCGCAGGAGAGGUGUCAUGGAUAUUUGCGCUGCAUAUGAUUGCCUGCUUCGUCGGGUGUGUUUUUAGUGGGAGCUAUUUCGACCGCAACGGCGGACAGAAGGCUAUUAUUGUCGGGAGCGUACUUUACGUAUUCGGCAUUUUCAUGAUGUCCGAGUGCACUAAACUAUGGCACUUUAUCCUUGCAUUCUCGCUCUCGAGUGGCGUUGGCGCAGGAAUCCUAACUACGCCACUCAUCUCCUGCGUUGCGACUUGGUUCAAUAGGCGGAGAGCUGUUGCCACUAGUCUUGCUACGUGCGGCGGCUCAAUUGGCGGAAUCGUCAUCCCUCUCAUCCUUCGGAGAAUGUACGUCACCAUCGGGUACAAAUGGGCACUCAAAGUUCUGGCCCUGGUCUUUCUUGUAUCCCUAACGUUUGCUGCAUUCCUCGCACGUGAGCGCGUAACCCCACGUCCAAAGCCCUUCCGCAGUCAUCGCGAUACGAUACGCUUUUACCUCUCGACGUCAUUUAACUGGCGCUACUUCUUCGACAAGCGCUUUCUCUGGUGCACCCUGGCCUUUGCAUUCGCCGAAAAUGCAAUAUGUGCCAUUGCGACCUACCUCUCCUCCUACAUAAUUACACGCGGCUUCCCGCCCUCCAUGCCUUACAACGCCCUCACUGUGGUCAACGCUGCGGGAAUACUUGGAAGGUAUAUCCCUGCAUACCUAGCCGACAGGUACUUUGGCAGAUUUAACGUGGUAAUAGUGAUGGUAUUGGCUGCCGUCAUUGUCAACAUGGCCAUGCUGUUGCCUUUCGGAGGUAACAUCACCGUCGUUUGGGUUUUCCUCUGUCUCUACGGCUUCCUGACGGGGUCCAUCUUCUCCUUGACACCUGUAUGCAUCGGCCAGAUAUGCCGCACCGCCGAUUUCGGCAAGUACUACUCCACAGCAUACCUCCUGAAUGCUGUUGUAACGCUACCGGUUCUCCCCGUAGGCGGCGCCAUCAUCGGUAAUGGUAGCAUUGAAAACUACAAUAAAUUCAUCAUUUUCGCUUCCGCGAUGAUGCUACUCGGUGCCGUAUGCUAUAUCAUUUCGCGAACUUACUGCGUGGGCCUGCGCUGGUACAAAUUCUGA
This is a messenger RNA of Eremothecium gossypii ATCC 10895, 1452 nucleotides long. RefSeq names its product Mch4p (gene MCH4). Gene Ontology annotation, molecular function: transmembrane transporter activity. Gene Ontology annotation, biological process: transmembrane transport. Lineage: Eukaryota; Fungi; Ascomycota; Saccharomycetes; Saccharomycetales; Saccharomycetaceae. The record is from RefSeq and is marked provisional. Gene Ontology annotation, cellular component: fungal-type vacuole membrane. The coding region runs from base 1 to 1452 and encodes 483 amino acids. The transcript has a single exon.